CAUCUCUCUCCUAUCAAUCAGAAUACAAGAUGCCCCUCGGGGUAAUUGCCAGGUUCUUCACUAUAUUAGUGAGGAUAUUGCAAUUCUUCAAAGAUGCACUACUGUCAUGGUGGAGGUCAGCAUCUCCUCAAUCCCAACUAUUGCGCAAAAUAUCUACAGCCCAAUCGUUUGAGGAGUGGAACGAUGCUGCGGUUGACUUGGAUGAACUCCUGGGCGCCAAUCUAUGGCGGCAGGACCCCACGAGUCCUCACUAUGACUAUCUCCUCAUCCUAGGAAGGAUGCAGGCUAUCAUGAACGCCCGAGAAAAUGACGACAUCUUGACACUGACCAGCCUGCUCCGAUCGGGUCUGGUCCGCAACCUCGGCAACAUAACAGCCAUCCAUCUCUUUCUUCAUUCGUACGCAGGGACGAAGCAUCUGGUGGACGACUAUAUCACUCAGGUGGCACUCUCCAUUCAAUAUGUUUCAGCCCUGCCGGCGGUCCCGGGUUACGAUACUGGCUUUACCGCGCAGUCAAAGCUGGAGCUAUUGCACGAUACGCGCCAGGCGUUUGGAAGAACGACAUUGCUCUUACAAGGCGGGUCGAUCUUCGGGCUAUGUCACCUCGGCGUGGUGAAGACCCUCCACCUCCAGGGCGUCUUGCCUCGCAUCAUCACCGGUACGGCAACGGGUGCGCUUAUCGCCGCGCUGGUCGGUGUACAUACCGAGGCUGAACUGUUGACAUUCCUCGACAGCGAUGCCAUAGACUUGACUGCGUUUGACCGUGUUCGUAAGAGAGACAGCAACCCCCGGUUGCCAUUCGGUCUAGGAAGCACUUGGCUGGGGGUGUUGAGUCGACGAGUCAACCGGUUUAUGUCUCGCGGCCACUUUCUCGACAUCGGGGUGCUUGCGGAGUGCGUGCGGGCCAAUAUUGGAGAUAUCACGUUCGAAGAAGCGUUCGCUCGCUCGAAGCGUGUUCUCAACAUCACUGUCGCGACGUCAAACACGGGCGGGACGCCGGAUUUGUUAAACUACUUGACCGCUCCCAACGUAUUGAUCUGGUCUGCGGCCGUGGCGUCAAAUGCGUCAUCCUCAUCACUAUACCAGUCGGUCCCGAUCUACUGCAAGGACGAGUCAGGCAAAAUCGUCCCCUGGUGGGACGACCAAGGCGCAGCCUCCAAGGCAGCACGGCGCACUCGUCGAUACAAAGCCGGAGAAUCACCGCUAGCGCGGAUCGCAGAGCUGUUCAACGUCAACCACUUCAUCGUCUCCCAAGCCCGACCCUAUCUCAUCCCGUUCUUCCGCUCCGAGAUGCACCUCCUCGACCGGCGUCCAACAGGCCGGUUCACCGUAACGCGCGCUAUCAAAGGCCUCGUCGCAUCGGAAAUUCGCCACCGACUGCGCCAAUUGGACUACCUCGGUUACCUUCCGCAAGUCCUCGCGCGGCUCCUCAUCGAGGAGACCAUCCCAGGUCCCAGCCUGACCCUCGUCCCGGAUCUCUCAAUAAUGGACUUCACCAAGCUCCUGGAGAACCCCACUAAAGAGAACCUGAAGCACUGGAUCCAAAAGGGCGAGCAGGGAGUGUGGCCUGCGCUCAGUGCGCUGAGGGUUCGGUGUGCCAUUGAGUUCGAGCUCGAUAAGCAUUAUCGGUAUGUGCGACGACGAUGUCGACCGGCUGAGAGUCCUGUGUCUCCUGUUUUGCAUAGUCCUUUCUUGCAGGGGUCUGGACAUUUUGAGCCGGUGGAUACGGCAGAUACCAGGUGAUCAACUUGAGUGGUAGACGAUGCCAACCGUCUCCAACGGUAUGAGCGGUAGGGCAAGUUUGAUGCUACAUACGAACUCAAGGAGUAUCGAAUGUUCGGUUUUUGAAAUAUCCUAGACGAUCCUAACAUCUCUCUGAAUAUCAGGGAACAGCUUAUCUAUGGAAGAUUAGAUCACCCUUGAUUUCGAUCAGAAACGAAGGCAUCAUGGAAGCCAUUUAGUACAUCCAUCUGUUUUGAUAUACAUCGAAAUCAAUACCUGGCUCACCCCACCAACAAAACUCUUACUACCAAAGAAAGAACGAAAUAAGUCAAUAGGUCAAUAAAGAUACACAUUAUCAAUAUAAAGUCAUGUGUCAAAAU
This is a messenger RNA of Aspergillus candidus, 2101 nucleotides long. Its product is annotated as triacylglycerol lipase family protein. Gene Ontology annotation, biological process: lipid metabolic process. Gene Ontology annotation, molecular function: triacylglycerol lipase activity. The transcript is spliced from 4 exons. The coding region runs from base 30 to 1742 and encodes 570 amino acids. The record is from RefSeq and is a predicted model, not a curated record. Lineage: Eukaryota; Fungi; Ascomycota; Eurotiomycetes; Eurotiales; Aspergillaceae.